Erigeron canadensis is the source of this 1204-nucleotide messenger RNA. RefSeq lists its product as uncharacterized. NCBI's taxonomy places the organism in Eukaryota, Viridiplantae, Streptophyta, Magnoliopsida, Asterales, Asteraceae. The transcript has 7 exons. Bases 140 to 805 code for a protein of 221 amino acids. The record is from RefSeq and is a predicted model, not a curated record.
UGUGUGCGUGCUCUGGAAGUUUUUAUAAAAUCAAAAAAUCCCCAUCCUUUGAAUUCCCGCACAGAACACUACAACAGCAGCAGCAGCAGCAGCAACUGCCUAACUUCAAUCAAUCCAUCAAUUUAAUAAUUACAAAUUAAUGGCAGCAGAAGGGGAAAUCGAAGAACUUGAUAGUUUGUUUGAUUACACUCGUAGCUGUUUAGAAAUCAUUCCUCUCGAUGACGAAGAUGAUGAUGAUGAUGAUUCUACUCAUCUUAUUCCUUCGAAACGCAGAAAAUCCACUGAUUCUGUUGUGGAAAAGGGAGGUGAAGUAAUCAAUAUCGGUGUUGAUGAAGACAAGGAUGAUGAUUUGGAAUGGUUGGAGCCACCACCUAAGGUGGCCAUUGACAAGACGAAGAUAUGUGAGAAUUCUGUUAUUAAGGAAUUACGGAAGAAGAGGCAGGAGUUGAUGUCAUUUACCGAAUCAGCUAAAGAUGUGCUUCAAGCUGUUGAAGAAUCUGUAAAACGAGAUCUUGAAACAUCGAGUUUGGCUCCUGAAACUAAUACUGAAAAGCCUUCAAAAGCGGCUGCAGAAAGACCAAAGAUAGUUAUAUCCAUUCAAGAUAAAGACGGUGUGAAGCAGUUCCGCGUCUACAUGGAUGAUAAAUUUGAGCGGCUUUUCAAAAUGUAUGCUGACAAAGUGAACAGUAAAGUAGAAAGCUUAGUGUUUUCUUUCGAUGGGGAUAAAGUCAACCCUACAACUACUCCUAGCAGUCUGGGGAUGGAAGAUGAGGACUUGAUUGAGGUCUGUGUAAAGUCAAGUUGACCAAGUUACUUUGCUUUCGUGGUUGACCAACAAUACACUGCUAGAUAGACUUCCAACUGACACGAGCUGUUGUGAGACUCCAAGUGUAAAGUCAUACUUUCUAGUAGACCUUUGCUUGCCUGAAUAUCCGCUAUAGUCUCAACCACAGUAACCUACUUUCCGCUUAUUAUCUUUUGAAAGUACCAAUCCAAUAUAUGGUUAGUUUUGUAAGAUCUAUUUAAUCUUGACAUUGUUUUUACUUGUAAUACCAAUCUAGAAUAUGUGAAAACCCCAAUUUUGUUUUCUUAUAUAUACGGACUCAUCUUCUCAGCUUAAUUAUGUUGAAUAUCUCGUUUGUUUGUUUCUUCUUUACUUUUCUAAGGUUUCCGGUAUUGUAUCUAGUCUUUAGUUUUCUCGGAU